AUUUCAGCUUAAAAACAAUCCGGGUCAAAGUUCAAUUCGUUUGGCGGGUAAUUAAAAAUCAGUUUCAAAAAAGUCGGUGCUUCUUCCGCCUCUUCCUCAUUAAACGUCCAGAACCGUUUUGCUCAAAAUGCUCUCUUUGGAAGGAAAUCAGAGCAAAAGAGGGGAAAUUCAGGUGAUAAUUGGUCCCAAGUUGAGCGGAAAAACAACUGAACUGAAUCUUCGCAUUCAAAGGUACAAGAUUGCUCAAUAUCGCUGCUUUCUCAUAGAACAGGACUCGGAAAGACUGAUUGAUCAGACGAAAAGAAAACCACUGGAGACUUACUUGGAACUUGCUGAUCAAUACGACGUGAUUGGUAUUGACGAUGGACAUUGUUAUGACGCCGUUGCAUCUUUUUCCAAUGACUUGGCUGACAAAGGUAAAACUGUAAUCGUUGCCGGACGUGACUCUACCCACCUGAAGAAGGGUUACCCGGGUAUCUUAUCCUUAAUCUCACAUGCUGAAAGGGUAGACAAACUGUCUGCUGUCUGCGUUUAUUGCUCACAGAAUGCCUCUUUCACUCAUUUUCGGGACUCAGAAUCUCAGGUUCAAGAAGACCAUUCCGGCUUCUCCAAGCACUAUGAACCAGUGUGUCGAAGAUGUUUCAAGUUACCUCAUCAGUCUCUCACUUCAAGAUCUGCCAAAUCUCCACAUGAAUCUUUUACUCCAAGACGUCCAUUGAAAGAAAACUUCAAAGAGAAUGUCACACCACUUCUGGAACAUUCAACUGCAGAGAUACCAGUUGUUACUAAACCAUCACCUCUGGUACCUAAGGUUACUAAACCAUUGGAUCCAGCUCCUGUUCCUGCUCAAGACGAGACAUUUAGCCCACCACCAUUGGCUAACUUCAAAACUACUGUAAAUAGAAACAAAUUAUUCAGUAGUCCAUAAAUGACUGAAUAUUUUCGUUAAGGUAUCCCUUAAAUAUUUUCGCUAGGGUAUCCCCUGAAUAUUUUCAAUGGGGUAUACCCUGAAUAUUUUCCUGAUGAUGAUGGUAUCCCCUGAAUAUUUUUGUUAAGGUAUGCCCUGAAUAUUUUUCUUGCUAUUAUACUCCUAAUUUUAAACCAUUGCACCGUUCAACAUUUUCACACACACACACACACACACACAAAAUUGAUUAUAUUUAUGGAAGAAAAGAAAAUUCCUUGUAUCUUGGGAGGGUCAUUAUGGGAAUAAGAACCAUACAUUGGUUCUCUUUCAUUUCUGUUAUUAGUCAACCAAUUAACUAAAUGAUUGGUAACUAAUAUCCAUGUUUCACAACGACCGGGAGCUACCAUAUCUCUCUUGUAUUACUCUAUCCAGCUUCCAAAUUUGUCCCCAAAAUUAAUGAUUUUUUUUCAUUUUCCUUUAUUGUUAAAAGGGUAUUUUAUGUUGCAAGGGUUUCCAAAAAAAUCCAAGAUAAUCUAAUAUAGUACCCUAUAUUGCUAUAUAUCGGUCUGUCUAUCUAUCUAUAUAUACACACCCAGUUAAAUAUAUAUAUCGGUCUGUUUAUCUAUCUAUCUAUACACACACGCGCACCCAGUUAAAUAUGAUUUAGAUAGAAACGUAAAAUGCUAGGCAAAGCUUGUCCAUAGUUAUUGGCCACCUAAUGUCAUUGUACAGUGUAAAUAAAAAAUGUUCAUUCCA
Octopus sinensis (East Asian common octopus) is the source of this 1663-nucleotide messenger RNA. RefSeq names its product thymidine kinase 1. Gene Ontology annotation, biological process: thymidine metabolic process. Gene Ontology annotation, molecular function: thymidine kinase activity; ATP binding. The record is from RefSeq and is a predicted model, not a curated record. Lineage: Eukaryota; Metazoa; Mollusca; Cephalopoda; Octopoda; Octopodidae. The transcript is spliced from 7 exons. The coding region runs from base 128 to 928 and encodes 266 amino acids.